Messenger RNA from Histoplasma mississippiense, 162 nucleotides. RefSeq lists its product with no specific name. NCBI's taxonomy places the organism in Eukaryota, Fungi, Ascomycota, Eurotiomycetes, Onygenales, Ajellomycetaceae. Bases 1 to 162 code for a protein of 53 amino acids. The transcript has 4 exons. The record is from RefSeq and is a predicted model, not a curated record.
AUGGGCUUCUUGGGACCAUUUGACUGUUGUUUUCCUUGUGUGUGUAGAGCGAUUCGGCAAUAUAACGAACUGCUCCCCAAAGCCAUUCAUUUGGAGCCCCGUGGCCUCAGGCAUGCAACCUCUAUUUCCCCUUUGGAUACUCCUCGCCCAUCUUCGGGUUAA